Molecule: messenger RNA, 1578 nt
Organism: Frieseomelitta varia
Lineage: Eukaryota; Metazoa; Arthropoda; Insecta; Hymenoptera; Apidae
Gene: TrpRS
Product: tryptophan--tRNA ligase, cytoplasmic
Exons: 3
Coding region: 240-1472 (410 amino acids)
Biological process (GO): tryptophanyl-tRNA aminoacylation
Cellular component (GO): cytoplasm
Molecular function (GO): tryptophan-tRNA ligase activity; ATP binding
Source: RefSeq, a predicted model, not a curated record
AAUGAAUAUAAUGCUUGUAAUCACUAUAAUACAAUUGCAGAAAAAAGUACAGUUAAUGAAACUUUGUACCUUACAAUUAAAUUGCGUGCGCAGGUAUCUAUGUAGAUAUCGUGGAGAGACCGAUAGACAUAACCUUGUUGAUUUGUAACCAACUCUACAUAGCAUAUGAUAUACUUAUCUUACAGAAAUUUUUGCUUGAUCGUACUUAAAAGUCGAAAAGUAAUUAAAAACAAGGGAAAAUGACAACAGAGAAAGUUGAAAUUGAUACAUCAACGUUAAAUGGGAAGACAGAUGAAGAGGAUAUUGUAACACCUUGGGAUGUUGCAACUAAAAAUGAAACUGGAAUUGAUUAUGAUAAACUUAUUAAAAGAUUUGGAAGUUCCAAAAUCGAUGGGGAACUAUUGACCAGAUUUGAGAAAAUUACAGGACAAAAACCACACCAUUUUCUUAGAAGAGGAAUAUUCUUUUCUCACCGAGAUAUGAAUACUAUUUUAAAUUUUUAUGAAAAAGGAAAACCUUUUUAUCUUUAUACUGGUAGAGGACCUAGUUCAGAUUCUUUGCACUUAGGACAUCUUGUUCCAUUUAUAUUUUGUAAGUGGCUUCAAGAAGUGUUUCAUGUUCCAUUAAUCAUACAACUGUCUGAUGAUGAAAAAGCAAUAUGGAAAAACUUAAAAAUAGAAGAUGCAAUUAAAUUGUCCUAUAAUAAUGCUAAAGACAUUAUUGCUCUUGGAUUUAAACCAGAAAAUACAUUUAUCUUUUCUAAUUUAGAACAUGUUGGAAAUAAUCCUGCAUUUUAUCAGAAUAUAAUUAGAAUACAAAAAAGUGUUACAUUUAAUCAAGUAAAAGGUAUUUUUGGAUUUGGAGACAGUGAUCCUAUUGGAAAAAUCUCAUUCCCAGCAGUUCAAGCUGCUCCAGCAAUUUCUGGAACUUUUCCUUUUAUUUUUAAGGAUGCAAAAGUUCAUUGUUUAAUACCAUGUGCUAUAGAUCAAGAUCCCUACUUCAGAAUGAUGAGAGAUGUUGCACCAAGAAUUGGCUAUCCAAAACCAGCUCUCUUACAUUCUAUAUUCUUCCCUGCUUUACAAGGCUCUAAAACAAAAAUGUCAUCUAGUGAUGAUAAAACUGCAAUAUUUAUGACAGAUACUGCUAAGCAAAUAAAAAAUAAAAUUAACAAACAUGCAUUCUCAGGAGGACAAGCUACUAUUGAAGAACAUAGACAAUUAGGAGGUAAUUGUGAUAUUGAUAUAUCAUAUCAAUGGUUACGAUUUUUCCUAGAGGAUGAUGAAAAAUUGGAACAACUUAGGAAAGGUUAUACUAGUGGAGAAAUUUUAACAGGAGAACUUAAAAAAGAAUUAAUUGAAGUAUUACAGCCUUUGGUACUUGCACAUCAAGAAGCUAAGAAUAAGUUAACAGAUGAAAUAGUCAAACAGUACAUGAUUCCUAGGAAUCUUGGUUUUGUAACAAAUGUAAAAUAGUUAGAAAUAUAUAUAAAUUUCUUAUAUAUAAUAGAUACAUAGGAAUACACUUUCAUCAGUUUAUUUAACUUUAUUUAUUCUAGGAGCACAAAUAAUUGUUUUUUUU